AUAGAUGAUUAACAAUUCUGCUUCCAUAAUGAUUAAGUGUGACCGAGAAUUUAACUGAAAUGGGAUCGAGAAUUAAAAAACAUAUUCCGACUAGAAUCAAAAUAUGAAUUAUUAACCACUUCUUAAUACGCCUUUAAUUUUCUUCCUCUUUGAUCAGGGAACUUCAAUCAGCACAAAUUCGGGUAAAAACACCCACUCACAAGAUAUCAGAAUUCAUCCUUUAUUCCCUAUGUCAAUUAUACCUGUUCAGACUUUCGAAAAAGCAAAAGGUUAUGUUUAUUUUGAAUAAGCCUGAGCCAGUUAAAAAGAAAAAAAAAGGCUAUGUUUAUUUUAAUUAACCAUGGAAGGAAGUUCCUAAUACACCGAUAUACAUAAUUUACUCUAAUCAAGCUUUAGCUUCUUAGAAGGUGAUCAAUUUUGCGGCUGAAAAGACUUCAAUGCCAUCGACAAACACACAAAAAAAACGUAUUGCCUUAGGAGUGAAUAGCAGGUGAGGGUUUCAGUUCUUAUCCGCCAAACCAAAGCAGAGGAGUUUUCGUGUUGACGGAAGAAAGCGGAACUUGGCGUGCGUAAAAGCUGAGGGCGAUCUCCCACAGUCGGAACCCAUACACGGGAUACUCUCCGUAUCCCGGGAAGUAUCAAUACACAGAAGGCUUUUAAAGACAAGCCUAGAAUAAUCUUGCGGCACAAGAAAUUACUAGUUAUUAGGCGCACGGUGUCAAUGCUAAUUGUGGCUUCUUCUUUUAGACGCGGACGAUAGCUUAUCCGGGCAGCAAUCGGCUAAUCGAAGGUUUUUGCUGUGGUCUGGCAUCAGUGUGUCGAGGAUUGUACACAAGGUAUCCACUGAUUGAUUGUAAGAGAGGAUAAAUAGAAACUUAAUCCAGGUUGACUAAGGGGUCAGAGAUAAACUUGCCUACGAGCUGUCAAACAGCCGCCCUCAGCGUGCCUUGUGAAUUCAUCAUCACACAGCCGCGAGAAAAAGCGACCAGGACACAAGUGAUAUUGUCGUGUUUAGUAAAGAGUUCCAUCCAUCGUUUUUAGUACUUAUUAGUUGACCUUUUACAGGACGUAAAGUGGUUACGGACGUCAGCAUUGUUUACUGGUGACAAACGUCGUUCCACCAUCGCCUCGUCAGCUUUACCGCAAAGACAACGAAACCGAAAGAUAACCUAACAAGGAAGCCAACUUUCCCCGCACAAAGCAAGAGAAAUUCACAAAGACAAAUUAGCAAUGAAUAACACUACGAUAGAUCUUGAUCAAAACACUACCGGACUAUACUUCACCCCACACUACCAGGAAUCUAUACCUGUGAAAGGGAUAUUACUGGGUGUAUUUGCUGCUACUAUUCUCGGCUCUCUGGUAGGGAAUAUAGCGGUGAUCCGUGCGACAUGCGGCAUGGCAAGAACCCCUGUGACCUACAUCUUGGUCAUGAACAUGGCGGUGGCUGAGCUAGUUUAUACUCUAUCUAUGUCACUUUCAGUAAUCUACCUGGAGCUUGAGUACUGGCCCUAUGGUGUGUUCAUGUGUAAAGUUAUUUUCCCAGUACAGGUCAUCGCCAAGUUCGUGAUCACCACGUCCAUCGCCGCCAUUUCUGUACGCCGAUAUCAGAUGAUAACAGGUCGCAGCCUGCGAGCACCCAGCAAGACGUGUCUGCGGUUAACCAUACUAGGAUUUUGGGGCCUGGGACUAGCUGUCAGUAUUCCCCUGCUUAUUGUGUUGGAAUUGGUUAUUUACCCGCCAAAUCCGCACAGUUACUGCGUUGAUUACUUCCCUGGAACACAACUGGAGCAAGCAACGAGCGCGAUGCAGUAUAGUCUAGCACGUUUCAUCUUGGGCUUCGUAGUUCCUAUGGUUGUCAUGAUGAUUUCUUACGGUGCCGUGGCGGUAAGCCUGAAGCAGUCUAUCUCACGUCAGCGUCUUUCGCGCACACGCAUUGACUCCCUGACGCCGUCGGUAAAUACCAGACUCAGCACUCACUCCAUGGACCUCGUCGGCCCCAAUGGUCAGCGGUCACUAACGGUCACGUCGCCAACCGCUGACAUGGAAUCGCAGCCUCAGGAGCCCAAUCAAUUAAUCAAGCACGAGAAGGACCUCAUCCGGAUGUUCUACAUCAUCAUCUUCGUCUUCGUCUUAUUCUAUUUCCCAUAUCAAAUCUACUUUAUGAUUGAAAAUAACGUGUUAAAAGAUUGGUAUUACGUGAAUCUUCUCCGUAAGUCCCUGUUGCUGCUUACUUUUUUCCCAAGUGCUUUGCAUCCAGUUUGCUAUGGCACGAACAACAAGUUCUACGCCCGCGCAUUCAAGCGAUUGUUCUUGUGUCAGUGUUGAAGGAAUGCCCUUUCGGUCAUAUGGCACGAACAACAAGUUCUACGCCCGGGCAUUCAAACGAUUGUUCUUGUGUCAGUGUUGAAGGAAUGCCCUUUCGGUCAUAUGGCACAAACAACAAGUUCUACGCCCGGGCAUUCAAACGAUUGUUCUUGUGUCAGUGUUGAAGGAAUGCCCUUUCGGUCAUAUGGCACGAACAACAAGUUCUACGCCCGGGCAUUCAAACGAUUGUUCUUGUGUCAGUGUUGAAGGAAUGCCCUUUCGGUCAUAUGGCACAAACAACAAGUUCUACGCCCGGGCAUUCAAACGAUUGUUCUUGUGUCAGUGUUGAAGGAAUGCCCUUUCGGUCAUAUGGCACAAACAACAAGUUCUACGCCCGGGCAUUCAAACGAUUGUUCUUGUGUCAGUGUUGAAGGAAUGCAUUUCCGGUCACAUGGCACUUCAUGUUAGGCUAUACUCGUUACAGGGUGGUGAAGAGUAUUUUCGUGAUUCGUGACACGUGAAUCGUGAAAAGCCUUGCCUUGAAAAUUCUUGACUCGUGAUCGAGUACUCUAUCGUGAUCCGUGAUUAGGGUAUUUUUACUUUGGUGACUCGUAAUUUCGCUUGGCUAUAUUCGUGAAACGCGACCGUAGACGCCGAGAAUAAUUAAAACACGAAUACAUGUAACAAAUUUACGUCAUCUCCGGUCAGCACUCGGUGGCAACUAGUAACCGAGCUAUCAUUGACGGGAACGAUACGUCAUCUCCGGUCAGCACUCGGUGGCAACUAAUAACCGAGCUAUCAUUGACGGGAACGAUACGUCAUCUCCGGUCAGCACUCGGUGGCAGCUAAUAACCGAGCUAUCAUUGACUGGAACGAUACGUCAUCUGCGGUCAGCACUCGGUGGCAACUAGUAAUCGAGCUAUCAUUGACGGGAACGAUACGUCAUCUCCGGUCAGCACUCGGUGGCAACUAAUAACCGAGCUAUCAUUGACGGGAACGAUACGUCAUCUCCGGUCAGCACUCGGUGGCAAUUAAUAACCGAGCUAUCAUUGAUGGGAACUAUACGUCAUCUCCGGUCAGCACACGGAGGCGACAAGUUAGCGAGCAAUUAUUGAUGGGAACGAUUCGUCAUCUCCGGUCAGCACUCAGUGGCGACUAAUAAGCGAGAUAUUAAUGAAGGGCAACGAUACGUCAUCUCCGGUCAGCACUCGGGGACGACUAAUAAGCGAGUUAUUAUUGACGGCAAUGAUAUGUUAUCUCCGGUAAGCACUCGGGGGCGACUAAUAAGCGAGUUAUUAUUGACGGCAAUGAUACGUCAUCUCCGGUCAGCACUCGGGGGCGACUAGUAAGCGAGUUAUUAUUGACGGUAAUGAUACGUCAUCUCCGGUCAGCACUCGGUGGCGACUAAUAAGCGAGUUAUUAUUGACGGCAAUGAUACGUCAUCUCCGGUCAGCACUCGGUGGCGACUAGUAAGCGAGUUAUUAUUGACGGCAAUGAUACGUCAUCUCCGGUCAGCACUCGGUGGCGACUGAUAAGCGAGCUGUGACUGUACUCAGUUCCAAACCAUUAUCAAACGUCAUUUCACGUAAAUGGUGUCCGAAAGGCUCCGUUUGACAUAAGGACCAAAGGACCUACCAGAGCAAAAAAAAAUGUUUUAUUAAGGCCGAUUUAGGCAACGCGAUUUAGUUGUAUACCCGCGCCACUUCUACAACUCGAGUCGUAGAGUGUAAAUCAUCCUCUUCGACUUCGCUACGAUGCUCAACUACGAAUGUCGUAGGACUCGUAGGGCUUAAGAAAUGUCUUAUGCAAGUCGCAUACGCCUAAAUCGUCCUGUCUAAGUCAGCAUAUUAAACAUUCAAUCCUAUACUUUGUACGACGCUCGGCUACGGCUCGGCUAGUCGUAGUGUGUAAUUCAGGGCUAAGACAUGUAGUAGGCAGGUCGCAUACGACGAAAACCUGCUGUCUAAAACAGCAUUUGGGGGACCUUUAACAAGGAUGACCUUAUGUAUACAACGCCUGGCACACCGAGUUAGAGACAAUGCGCUCGCGCUAUGGUGUUCAAUUCCAGACUAGUAGCAGUAGAAUAAGCAAAGGAUUAUAGCCAGAAAGAUUCGAAAAUUUAAUAAGGACAUUAGUUGUACACAGUACUACAGAGCGGAGUUUUCCAAGAUGUAUCUGUACUCGACUACAUACUUAAUCGGGCGUUGACAUACUUGCACUCUUUCUCUCGUGUAAACUGCGUAGAAAAAGUGCGAGCUCUAUACCAUUGUUAGUUAAGAGCAAUUCAGCCGUUAGGAGUUUUGGGUCAUAGUGCAAUGUGCGCUACAAUUGGCACCGCGGACGAUAAUAAGCAACAUUGAUGAUGAUAAUCUUUUACAAAUAUUACUCAAAUAUUUACAAAUAUUAUCAUAUUUUACAAAUAUAACCGGACUUUGCGCACUUAUAUACAUCACCUAACAGACUUCGCACACCUAUAUAUAUAUAUAUAUAUAUAUAUAUCAUCACCUAACAGACCUUGCGUGAUUAUAUAUCAUCACCUAACAGACUUUGUGCACUUAUUUAACUUGUAGACAUAACAGACCUAACAGACAUUGCGCACUUGUAGACGUUACCCGGCAGAUAUGGCCAAUAUAAUCUCAUCAGAUAAUAGUAUAGUAUAAUGAUAAUAAUGCAAACAAAUAGUGAUGAUGAGGAGUCUACUAAAAGGCACAAUGUUUAUGAAGUAUAGACCCCUGUUGCAGACUUAGUAGCGUCUCUACUCAAAUAUAUUAAUGUUCUUGAUUUGUUUUAUCUAAUAAAUACUUAUUAACACAUUGA
Messenger RNA from Nematostella vectensis (starlet sea anemone), 5121 nucleotides. Its product is annotated as neuropeptides B/W receptor type 2. The coding region runs from base 1231 to 2325 and encodes 364 amino acids. Gene Ontology annotation, molecular function: G protein-coupled receptor activity; peptide binding. Lineage: Eukaryota; Metazoa; Cnidaria; Anthozoa; Actiniaria; Edwardsiidae. The transcript has 3 exons. The record is from RefSeq and is a predicted model, not a curated record. Gene Ontology annotation, cellular component: membrane. Gene Ontology annotation, biological process: G protein-coupled receptor signaling pathway.